UGGCCGCUCCAGCUUUACUACACAACCCCUUAGCUAACCCGGGGCAAUGGGACGGUACUGGGACUGUUAUUUCGCAGCAGGCCACCUCAGGGUGGUAGAGGAGUGGUCUCACUGAUCUAGUGUCUCACCUAAAGCUGGAGGGCCUCAUCAGAGCGUUAGACAGAGCGCGCCGGAGUCCAGGACAAAGUAAAGAGAGAGCGCGCAGGGGUCCAGGACAAAGAGAGAGAGCGUCUAAAGAGAGUGGCAAAGGAGGUGUAUUUCAGGGCUGCUCUUCCUGUACAGGAAGUGCAACUUUGGCAACCGCUGGAUGCGGUAACGGAUAGAAAGUGGUACAUUCACUUCUGGCUGGAUCCCCAUAAGUAGACCUGUUAUCUCCCUAUCUCUCAUUCCUUCUCUGACUCUGCCCCUGGCUGGACCGUAGCCAUUUGUGUGGCGCCUCGCCCAGUGGCUAUAGGAGAGCAGGAUGGACUGUCUGGCCAGCAGGUACCGGCGGGCCCGUUCGAGGCGCGUUGCUCUGGAGAGAAGAGGCAAGGCCAGCUGUCAGACCGGCCACAUUGAGGAGCCCUGCGUCGCAGUGAAGCUCGAACACACCAGAGGUCUCGGCAGCAGCCCUACAUCGUGUGGAAGCCCACCCAGUGUGAGGGACUGUCUCAGUCGGGCCGUUAGUGGGACUUCUGUCAGGGCAAGGGGAGGAGUCAAUGGAAGAGGCUCUGCCCACCGAGCCCAGCUGCAGCCUAAACCCAAAGUGCCCCCCAAGCCAGCUCACCUGCAGAGCCCGGUGACGGAGUCCCCCUCUCCUCUGGGGCGCCUCGGAGCACCCUUACACACUGCCAGGAUGGAGGAGCGAGCCGGGGGAGGAGGAGGAGGAAGAGGAGGAGGAGGAGGAGGAGGAGGAGGAGGAGGAGUAUCCCAGAGCAGGGAUCGGACCAAAGACAAGCCCUCCAAGGUCCUUGACCUGAUCAGCCGCUUUGAGGAGAAUAGCAGCUCAGACGUCCGGAGGGAAGUGCCGCCGCUCAAGCAGAUCAGCCGCACGGCCGCCGGCAGCCCCGCACACCGCAGCCCCCUCAAGUCGCCCGACAAGUCGCCCGACAAGACGCCAGAGGGGGCGGAGCGGCGCGUGGACCCGGGACCAGCCGCCGCACCCCCAGCGCCGCGGGAUGCCCUGAGGCCGCCCACCAACGGGACGCGAGCCAAGAUGGAACAGGAGCUGGAAGAGAGCGUGGACGGCCCGGGAAAGGCCGAGGGCGGGGAGGAGAACCGCCACGCCGGGAGCGAGUGCGUCAAGGGGUUGGUGAACGGGGACGCCGUCGGGAAAGCGAGCGUGGAGGACGGCGAGCGCACCGAUGGGGAGGGGUCAACCCCACACAGGACGGAGGAGGCUGGGACCGGGAACGGAGACCAGGGACCCGAGUCGGACGUGGAGAACGAUCACAGAAAGGAAGGGGUCAACACGGAACCCAAGGAAACCAAUGAACAGAAGCUGUUUAAGAUCGCCAACGAGCUGCUGAAGACAGAGAAGGCCUACGUGGCCCGGCUUCACCUGCUGGAUCAGGUAUUCAGUGCAAAGCUCAUGGAGGAGGCAGGUAAAGGGACGUUCCCCGGGGAGGUGGUGAAGAACAUCUUCUCCAACAUCUCCUCCGUCCACACCUUCCACAGCCAGUUCCUCCUCCCAGACCUGGAGAGACGCAUGGGGGAAUGGGAGUCGACACCUCGCAUCGGAGACAUCCUGCUGAAGCUCACGCCCUUCCUGAAGAUGUACGCCGAGUACGUGAAGAACUUCGACCAGGCCAUGGAGCUGCUGAAACAGUGGAGCGACCGCUCGCCGCAGUUCAAAUCCAUCAUCCAGGAGAUCCAGUGCCAGGAGGUGUGCGGGUCGCUGACGUUGCAGCACCACAUGCUGGAGCCGGUCCAGAGGGUCCCCCGGUACGAGAUGCUGCUGAAGGACUACCUGAAGAAGCUUCCCCCGGACCACCUGGACCGCAGGGACGCAGAAAAAUCACUAGAGAUCAUUGCCACGGCAGCAACCCACUCCAACAGUGCUAUUCGAAAAUCAGACAAUCUGAAGAAGCUGCUGGAGAUCUAUGAGAUGCUGGGAGAGGAAGAGGACAUUGUCAACGCCUCCAACGAGUUCAUCAAGGAGGGCCACAUUCUGAAGCUGGCGGCCAGAAACACGUCUGCCAUGGAGAGAUACCUCUUCCUGCUCAACAACAUGCUGCUGUACUGCGUGCCCAAGUUCAGCCUGGGAGGCCCCAAGUACACCUUGAGGACCCGCAUCGGCAUGGACGGCAUGAAGGUCCUGGAGACCUCCAACGAGGACUACCCUCACACCUUCCAGGUGUCUGGGAAGGAGAGGAUGCUGGAGCUCCAGGCCAGCUCAGAGCAAGACAAGGCGGGGUGGAUAAAGGCAUUACAGGAGACCAUCGCUGUCUUCCAGCAGAAGAACGAGUCGUUUAAGUCUGCAUCCAAGGAGGUGGAGGAGGUAUCGACAGCAGAGCUGGGGAAGCGGGCGCCCCGCUGGAUCCGGGACAACGAGGUGACCAUGUGCAUGAAGUGCAAGGAGUCCUUCAACGCCCUGACCAGACGGAGGCACCACUGCCGGGCCUGUGGCUAUGUGGUGUGCUGGAAGUGUUCAGACAACAAGGUGGCUCUGCAGUACGACAACAACAAGGUGAACAAGGUGUGCAGGGACUGCUUCUCCAUCCUGACCGGAGAGGAGCCGGCCGAGGGCAAGAAGAAGGGCAUCCUGGAGAUCGAGGCAGGCCAGUUUACAGGAAGCAGCAUCAUGUGCGGCUUCCUGCAGUACAGUGAGAAGACCAAGCCCUGGCAGAAGGUGUGGGGUGUCCUCCCCGAGAAGGAGUGUCUGGUGCUCUAUCUCUACGGAGCUCCGCAGGACGUGAAAGCCCAGUGCACCAUCCCCCUGCUGGGCUACUGCGUGGAGGACAGCCCCCGGCCCACCGACCCUCCGGCCAGCUUCCGUCUCUCCCAGUCCAAAUCCGUCCACAGCUUCGCCGCUGAGUCGGAGGAGCUGAAGCAGCGCUGGCUCCGGGUCAUGCGGCUGGCGGUGACCGGAGAGAUGCCGGAACGACCGCCGUCCGACGGGAACGGGACCAGCAUGGACGACAGCAUCACACAGGAAUCCACCGGCAACGAGAGUUCGUAGCUGACGGGUCGAUCCGGAUCGACUGGGAUCGCACGAAAAUGAAAUAGGAUGCUGGAUCGCCAAGGACAUAAAAGAGUAUGAACUCAGUACCGGGACCCGUAUUCAGAGACCAUAGAGAAUAUCAGUGCUGGAUACUCCCCCAACCUCAACCUCCACUUGGAUUUCAUAACCAAUCAACACUGUAUAAGUGCUGAAACGUAGGAGAAGACAUUACCUGGUACAUCAAUGCUAGGAUCGGCUGCAGCGAGAGACUUGCAACUUCACAUACGGGCGUGUGAAUACAGAAAGCUGUGAAAUUGUGGUCACACACUGAGCUUCUUGCUGGUGCUCUUGAGAAGCUGUGUUCUGCUGAUGGAGCCAACUUGGCUGCCUCGAUCAGUAGAGGGAUAAAGUUUCCUCUUUCUUUGGACAAAAUGGACAGAUGUGUUGUCUCCCAACAUUCAAUGAGAGUGUGUUCCCAGGCUUGACGGAGUUCUUCAAUCAUAGAGCUAGAGAUCACAAUAUUAACAUUGUUAUCAUCAUACUCUGGAAAACUAAAGAACUGCACCGACUCAGUAUAUUACAACUCAAGGGAUAUUCCGUUACCUAUUGGCUGGCCUUGUAGUUAAUAGGAUUAUACUUUUCAAAGCGUAAUUUAGUAAUCCUGCUCAUUGAAUUUAGAAAACAACUUUAAUUUGUAUGAAACUGAUUAUGGAGACUGUUAAUUCGGGCGUUGGAACAACGUUUUUGGUAGAACAACCAUCAAGAGGUCUGCUGGUCCUUGUCAUACUACGGAAGUACACAUGCAGAUGGGUAUUGCUGAUUCAAAUAGAACACGGCGAUCCUCUCUCCCCCCAAACGGUUAACAUCUGAAGAACAAACAGUUUGUCUUCACUCCAGCAGACGGGAGCGUCUGGUGAGAUGGGUAUUAGGGUAUAAGUAUUAGAGUUUCUGUACUAGAUACGCAUAGGAUGAAGGUCAAAGUACGCUUUGAUUCCGUCGUGCAGCACAAUCAGAGAGUUUAGGGUAUUGACUUGGUGUAUCCAGAGUGUAAAUGCUGUAAUUAAUUGUAUUAUUUAAAGUAAUUUAUAGGCGAUACCGAGCAUGGUCGUUUAAUAUGAGUAGCACAAGCUCAGUUCCUCACUCUGCCAAUCCAGCUAGGUUCCUCACUUACCAGGACUACAAUCCGCCAUCCUAAGUAUUGCCGAAAGCAGGGGAAGUCAUGGAAACGAGGUAAAUGUUAAACGCUCAGUGUCAGUGUGUGUUGCGUAACCUGUUCCUAUGACCACAUUUCCACCCUGUGUUCACUGGAGGAGGUCUGCAGCCGUACCUGAUGGUCCCCCCGCGGUCCAGAAGGAAAUCAGAGCACAAAGUACCCUGGAUGCGAAAGCUGAAUAUAAAAUAAAACACGUUUUAGUUUAGCCAUCUUUUUUUAUGUACACAGUCCUUUACUUCCUCCCCUAAAGGUUUGAAAAUUGAUGCACUUUACUGUCUAUGAAGUGUACCUUGUAAAAAAAAAAAUUAAAAGAAGAGAAACUAUUAAUGGUGGUCAACCCAUUGCUUAACCAGCUCAUUUAAAAGGAUGACUUUCACGGAGCAACCACAAGCGACACUCACUUGUCAUGACUAGCAUUAUCUUUCACCAGCUAGGUUCUGAUGCCUUUUCCCACUCUCCUGGGAGCUGAGCUGCCUUCAUUAGCAUGCAGCUCAUAGCCCAGAACAGCUUCUACACGGGAAC
Molecule: messenger RNA, 4877 nt
Organism: Gadus chalcogrammus (walleye pollock)
Lineage: Eukaryota; Metazoa; Chordata; Actinopteri; Gadiformes; Gadidae
Gene: fgd4a
Product: FYVE, RhoGEF and PH domain containing 4a
Exons: 18
Coding region: 464-3160 (898 amino acids)
Biological process (GO): cytoskeleton organization; filopodium assembly
Cellular component (GO): cytoplasm
Molecular function (GO): metal ion binding; guanyl-nucleotide exchange factor activity
Source: RefSeq, a predicted model, not a curated record